GACAGACCCUCUUCAGGUCUUGCUCGGUUCCAUUGAAGGUUUCAUUAACAUUCAUUGUGCACACAUCAUGAUUUCCCGGUUCGCAAAGUCUUUUCUGGCGAUUGUCCUUGGCCUCUUUCUGCUGGCCACAAUAGCAUUCCUUCACCCACCUUCUCGUGCGUACAUCGACCCAUGGACUGGCGACUUAUUCGGUGAAGGCGGCGUCGAACAAGAUCUACGCCCUCCUCUUUAUGAUAGCUCACGACCUUUAUCAGCUCAGGGAGGUGUCAUCAUGUCGAAGCUGGGGAAUGAAACUGCCAAGGCGGAACUCGGUCGCGCGACUUGGAAGUUGUUACAUACCAUGACUCUACGGUAUCCUGAGCGCCCGUCACAGGACGAGAGAGAUGCUUUGAAUUCGUAUUUGCAUCUUACGUCGCGCCUAUACCCCUGUGGCGAAUGCGCAGCCGAAUUUCAAGAAUUGUUGAAGAAAUUCCCGCCACAGACAGGAUCGAGAUUGGCAGCAAGUCUAUGGCUGUGCUCAGUACACAACAAAGUCAACGAGCGGUUAGGAAAACCGUUAUUUGACUGUGCCCACCUUGAUGAAACGUAUGACUGCGGGUGUGGAGACGACAAAUCAACGUCCGCAGCACGACAACCAGCGUUACCUGACAGCGCUGACGACCCAAUGGAUCUAGAAUGGGACACUGUACGAGACGACGUCACUGGUGUAGGAAUGAUCAAAGGUGGGAGGCGGUAGCCACCUCGCUGCCAAGUAUGUCUGAGUUGGGUCCUGGCAUCAUUGAUCGGCUUUUGUGCUUUCGUAUCUAAUGCUUUGGAUGUAUCUUCUACAGCUGUGCAUGCAUAUAUGUAUAUACCUUCCUCUCUUUACUUGGAUAUGCUGAUGUACCAUGGGUUAUACGGUGAACUUAUACCGGUUAAUGGUUCAACAAGGCUGGGUAUUCACAUUAAUAUUAUUGGUCUUUGUUCACUUUCGCUGCAGUGAUGCAAGAUUAUAUCUUACAUUCAGCCUGAGUAUAUAUCCUAGCGAUUUCAAGCUGCCAAUUUGUUCUUAGAGAUUUCAAGACCG
This is a messenger RNA of Suillus subaureus, 1066 nucleotides long. RefSeq names its product ERV/ALR sulfhydryl oxidase domain-containing protein. The transcript has 7 exons. The record is from RefSeq and is a predicted model, not a curated record. Gene Ontology annotation, molecular function: flavin adenine dinucleotide binding; flavin-dependent sulfhydryl oxidase activity. Bases 68 to 736 code for a protein of 222 amino acids. Gene Ontology annotation, cellular component: mitochondrion. Lineage: Eukaryota; Fungi; Basidiomycota; Agaricomycetes; Boletales; Suillaceae.